This is a messenger RNA of Aspergillus fijiensis CBS 313.89, 1699 nucleotides long. Its product is annotated as putative MFS transporter. Bases 107 to 1657 code for a protein of 516 amino acids. Gene Ontology annotation, biological process: transmembrane transport. NCBI's taxonomy places the organism in Eukaryota, Fungi, Ascomycota, Eurotiomycetes, Eurotiales, Aspergillaceae. Gene Ontology annotation, molecular function: transmembrane transporter activity. The transcript is spliced from 2 exons. The record is from RefSeq and is a predicted model, not a curated record. Gene Ontology annotation, cellular component: membrane.
UAACACAAUAUCCCGCACGUAAGAAUUUUCCAUUUAGAACCCCUCUUCCCCCUGGUGUCAAAACCCAAUUUGCUUUUCCCUCCUCGUUGCCUGAAACCAAGUCAAGAUGGAGGAGAAACAGCCCACUUCUCAGGCCUUGCCUACCGCCGAUCGCACUGAUGAUGCGGUGGAAUACCUCCAGGGCCACAUGGCCGGGGCUGGCACCCCUCAGAUGGAUCUUCGAGCCCUCCGUCGCAAGAUCGACUUCCGCCUUAUUCCGUUCAUGUUUUGCUGCUAUGUCUUGCAGUUCCUCGACAAGGUGAUGCUGAAUUAUGCCGCGGUGAUGGGGAUGAAGAGGGACCUCGGCUUGGCAGGGAACGAAUACACCAACACAGCCACCUGGUUCUUCCUGGCCUACCUGAUCGCUGAGGUGCCCAACAGUAAGUCGAGUCCCUGCAGCCAUGUAUGGUGUCUGAUCGUGCGCUUACUCACUUGCCCUUCCCCAGCCUACUGCCUUCAGAAAGCGCCCGCUGCGAAAUGGCUGGGAGCCAAUGUUACCUUGUGGGGUGUUGCUGCCGCCGCAUCGGCUGGAGCCACCAACUAUCCAACCCUCUUGACUGCGCGUGUCUUCCUGGGCAUAUUCGAGGCGACGAUCGGUCCAUCGCUGAUGCUGAUCAGCAGUCAAUACUAUACCAAGAGUGAACAGGCCCCACGCUUUACCUUCUGGUACAACGGAUUGGGAGUCGCACAGAUCAUUGGUGGACUGGUUUCAUUUGGCUUCCAGCAUGUGGAGCAUGCGGCGAUGGCUGGAUGGCGCAUCAUGUUCCUCGUCAUCGGCCUAGUCACCGUCGUUGUCGGCGUUCUCACUUUUCUGCUGAUCCCGGAUACCCCCAUGGAGGCGACGUGGCUGUCCGACGACGAGAAGAUUGCCCUCCUGCAGCAUGUCAGUGUCAAUCAGACGGGGGUUUGGAGUCGCAAGUUCAACUUCAAGCAGAUCUGGGAGGCUUUGCUGGAUGUGCAACUUUGGUUGCUGACCUUGAUCACCAUCCUGAUCUCUGUAUCCAGCGGUGUGGUCACCUCGUACUCGGCGACUCUCAUUGCCAGCUUCGGCUACCCGGGCCCGAUUUCGGCCCUGCUGAACAUGCCCUCCGGCGUUGUCAGCAUCUUCUUCACCCUGCUGGUCGGAAUCGGCAUCCGCAAGACCUCCCAUCGCUGGGCGUGGAAUAUUCUCUGCACCAUUCCCGGGAUCAUCGGGGGCGCUCUGCUCUCCUUCUUGCCCAAGAGCGACAAAGCUGGCGUGCUGAUCGGGAUCUACCUGGUCAACGCAAUCGUGGCGACCCUGCCCAUCCUGUAUCAAUGGACGAUGGCCAACUGCGCGGGCCACACCAAGCGCGCCUUCGGGAGCGCGCUUGUCGCGGGGUCAUUCUCGGUGGGAAACAUCAUUGGGCCCCAGACGUUUCAGGCGCACGAUGCCCCCGAGUAUCGGCCGGCCAAGAUUGCGGUUCUGGCCACCCAGGCGGCCGCUGCGGUCAUGUCGGCGGUGCUUUUUGCGUAUUAUGUGUGGGAGAAUCGGAGGCGGGAUCGGAAGUACGGGAAGGUCGAGGACGCGAUGGUGGAGGAGGCCAAGUGGGCAGGGCUGACAGAUAAGCAGAAUAGCCGGUUUCGGUAUGUGUAUUAAGAUUGGGUGGCUGGAUAUAGUGUGACCAAGAUGCAAAGGUUA